Brassica napus (rape) is the source of this 1781-nucleotide messenger RNA. Its product is annotated as BES1/BZR1 homolog protein 3. The coding region runs from base 830 to 1546 and encodes 238 amino acids. Gene Ontology annotation, molecular function: DNA-binding transcription factor activity. The transcript has 2 exons. NCBI's taxonomy places the organism in Eukaryota, Viridiplantae, Streptophyta, Magnoliopsida, Brassicales, Brassicaceae. The record is from RefSeq and is a predicted model, not a curated record. Gene Ontology annotation, biological process: DNA-templated transcription; brassinosteroid mediated signaling pathway.
AAACUAUGAAUAGAUCUGACCUUUUAAUUUUGAUAGAAAAAAAAUGUUUUCUAAAUUAUACUAAUCGUACGGCUGUGAAUUAAUACUGGCCGGUUUAGUUGUCAAUGCAAACGUCAGAUCAAAACCGUUCUGGUGAACUGAAACAAAAAGCAUGACUGUUGUUGUAAGUAAGAUUCGCUGAUGCUUAAACACUCUCUGUUCACAUUCAGAUCAGAAUAUUAAAAUGUAAUGACUAGUUUACCCUAAGCUUGUUACACUGUCUAACAAAAAUUUGUCUAGGGUGUUAUCGUCAUUUGGACCAUCUACUCGUUUUUUUCAAGCAGUGGCUUUUUCUUUUUUUUUUGGCUAUAAAUUUUCAUUUUGUGUUUUUGUUUGGUCCCCUUUUGCUUUAAUAAAAAACUUUAGUACAACGAUCGAGGAAGACUUUUUGCCCUUUUCAGACUGGCGACGCUUUCUCUGAAAUUUCUGUUUUUCUUUCUUUUUUUUUGCUUACGUUCACACUUACAUUUAGUUACAUUGACAUUAAAAAUCAGUUAAUUAACCUUCCAAGAAACUAUCCAUUUUCACAUAAUAAAGGACCUCGCACGAGUGUUUAUUUGUUGUUUGUUAAAUACUUAAAACUAAAUAAAUGUCGUAAUUCUUGUUGAGUAAGUCAAUGGGUGAGACUGGGAAAAUGAUUUCUCUUUUGCCAACAUCUAAUGAUGAUGUUUGGGUUUUGCUUGUAUGGGGGAAGAAUAAAAUGGAAUGAUUCAUUGUUUGACUAUAAAAUGCCAAAAAAAAAAUCAUUCUUCUUUUCUUUCUUAUUUGCAUUUGGAUUUUCAACUUAUCAAUGAUGGUGUCAUCUUGUUCGUGCUCACCAGCUUGUGCACUAGUAAAGAUUGAUCUCAAACAAACAAAAUCAUUGUUCUAUGCUUUCUUUCUUUAUUUCUUGGGAUGCAAACCAACGGAUCGAAUGGAACUCAUGAAUGGUUCCACUUCAGCGAGUCCAUGCUCAUCGUACCAACCUAGCCCUCGUGGCUCCUACAAUCCAAGCCCUUCAUCUUCCUCAUUCCCUAGUCCUACAAACCCAUUUGGUGAUGCUAACUCACUUAUCCCUUGGCUCAAGAACCUCUCUUCAAACUCACCUUCCAAGCUUCCUUUCUUCAAUGGAAACUCUAUAAGCGCUCCCGUGACUCCACCAUUGGCUCGAAGCCCUACUUAUGAUCAAGUUACAAUCCCUGACUCUGGAUGGCUCUCUGGAAUGCAAACCCCACAGAGCGGACCAUCUUCUCCUACUUUCAGCUUGGUUUCGAGAAACCCAUUUUUCGACAAAGAGGCUUUUAAAAUGGGAGAUAGUAAUUCACCAAUGUGGACUCCUGGACAAAGUGGAAACUGCUCUCCAGCUAUUCCUGCUGGUGUUGAUCAAAACUCUGAUGUACCAAUGGCUGAUGGAAUGGCGGCAGAGUUUGCGUUUGGAAUGGUGAAGCCUUGGGAAGGAGAAAGGAUACAUGGAGAAUGCGUUUCAGAUGAUUUAGAACUUACACUUGGAAACUCAAGAACCAGAUGAUGGUUUCAAAGAAGUAUCAACGGCGUUUGCUAUCUAUCAACUUUCUUAUCAAAUUAAUUUAUCUCUUACUUUCCUUUCCAUCUUUUGUCUGUUUUCUUUUUAAUUCAGUGUGAUGAUAAAAGGUGAUUGAGAGAAAAAGAAACACUUCGAACUCUUUUUUCUUGUGGUCUUUUGACUGAAGUUGUAGUUAAAUUUUAUUUCAUCUCUCCAUCUAAUCUAUUAAUUUAAGGUCCUA